CCAUCAAGGUGCUAGUGUAAUCAACAUAUUCAAAUUAAGACUUCCUAUUUAGUUUCCCAUUUGCAUAUAACCUUUGACUUAAAAUUAAAAUUAAACGGAGAGAGUAAUAAUCAAGCUUAACUCCGAUGCUUCUUUGUGUGAUGAGGGGUGGGUUGGUUUGGGGGUGGUGCCCCGUGGCUGCGAAGGGAGAGUGUUGUUUGCAGCAACACGUAGAGUUCGAGCUUGGUGGACCCCGGAGGUGGUAGAAGGGAAAGUACUUCAUUUGGCUGUGAAACUCGCAAGGAAGUAUGGCUAUGAUAAAGUCAUCUUUGAAUCGGGUAGCCAAAUCCUCAUCAACCGGCUCCCGAAGACUUCAAUUUAUUUGUCAGACUUUGAUGGUGUUUAAGAUGAUAUUCUGUUUUGUGUAGUCUUUUUACGUCUUUUUUUUUUUUUUUUUUUUUUUAAGUCUUAUGUUAAAGGAAUGACAAGAUUAUAGCGCAUCACCUUGCUAAGCUAAUGCCUUUUGGUGUUGAACAAGUUCGGAUUAAUCAUUGCCACCAAUGAUUUUCCCUUAUGUACUCUCGAACAGUUUGUCCAUCAAUUAAUGCAUGAGCUCGGCUUCCCUCAAAAAAAAAAAAAAAAAAAAACACAAAAAAUGCCUUUCUCCAUAGGCAAUACCUCGAUGAACACGUUUUUCCAUUAAAACACAUCAACAAAAUAAGACAAGGCCGUUGGCAAAAAAAGACUUUUGAGUCAACGAAUUAACCCAACUGAGAAUUCCUCAUUACUACUUCCGGCGUCCAAAAAAAAAAAAAAAGUGUCGGAAAGUUUAACAGUUAUACAGCAUCAUGGAAGCAGAGCUUAAAGCGAUUCUCAACGAUCUCGACGAUCUCAAACGAUCUUCUUCUGAUUCAUCUCUCCAAAAUUCAAUGGAUCAGUUGCGAAUUCGAGUAGAGCAUCUUGCUUCUCUUGCAGAGUCAGCACCAGUUCGGCGUUCCAAAGUCAAGGAUAUGAGUGCAGAGGUUAUAGAUAGUAAUCCUUACAGUCGAUUAAUGGCACUUCAGAGAAUGGGCAUCGUCUCUAAUUAUGAAAGAAUACGGGAUUUCUCUGUUGCAGUUGUUGGUAUAGGUGGAGUUGGAAGUGUUGCAGCUGAGAUGCUCACUAGAUGUGGCAUAGGUCGACUUUUGCUUUAUGAUUAUGAUACAGUCGAAUUGGCUAAUAUGAAUAGGCUUUUUUUCCGUCCUGAGCAGGUUGGUAUGACGAAGACUGAUGCUGCUGUCCAAACUCUAUCUGACAUAAAUCCUGAUGUUGUACUUGAGAGCUAUACAAUGAACAUUACAACAGUGGAUGGAUUUGAAACUUUCAUGUCUAGUUUGAAAAAGAAAACAUUUCGCUCAGAUAAAGAAGGAUGUGGGGUGGAUCUUGUUUUGAGUUGUGUAGACAAUUAUGAAGCAAGGAUGGUUGUAAAUCAGGCAUGCAAUGAAUUGAAUCAGACAUGGAUGGAGUCUGGUGUUUCUGAGGAUGCUGUAUCUGGUCAUAUACAAUUAUUAAUCCCAGGAGAAACAGCUUGCUUUGCAUGUGUUCCUCCCCUGGUUGUGGCAUCAGGAGUUGAUGAGCGUACACUGAAGCGUGAAGGUGUCUGUGCAGCUUCUCUCCCAACUACAAUGGGGGUUGUUGCUGGACUUCUUGUUCAAAAUACACUCAAAUAUCUUCUGCAAUUUGGACAAGUUUCACGAUACUUGGGUUAUAAUGCUUUGAAAGAUUACUUCCCAACUAUGGAAAUGAAACCAAAUACACAAUGUCCAAAUACCGCCUGCCUGGAGAGACAGAAAGAAUACAUGUUGGCAAAACCUUCAAGAGAUGCUGCAGCCAAAGCCAAGUUGGAGGCAGAAGCAUCAGUUGCCGAGGAAAUUCCACUCCAUGCUGAUAAUGAAUGGAAUAUCAGUGUUGCUGAUGAUGCUGAGCCGGAAGAUUCGGUAACUCGAAGCACAGAUGCCCUUCCUGAGGGUCUAGUACACGAGCUCCCUGCUGCAGACGAAUACAAACAUGCACCCUCAUUGGAGCAAGACUCAACUGAUGACCUUGAAGAGCUCCGUAGACAGCUUGAGGCCCUUAACGGAUAGGGUUAUUCUUGAGAUAUUUUUUGCUUACACAAUGAGAAAAGGAUGUUAGAAUUAAACGGAUAGGAAGUUGAGCACUUUUUGGAAUUGAGUUAAAUACAAUCGUUGCAAAAAGCUGCUAUAAACUGUUAUGUACAAAGAUUUUGAGCACAAUUUAGAUAAUUUCUCUAUAGGGCUGUAACUGUACACAGUUUUGUAUCUGCCUUGUUUAACAGACUUUAUGUACCAAAUGGGGGCUAUUGUUUAAGUUACCUUGAUCAAUUUAAAAUGGAUUGAGCGAGUCAUCUUAAUGCUUGAUAAA
Chenopodium quinoa (quinoa) is the source of this 2400-nucleotide messenger RNA. Its product is annotated as ubiquitin-like modifier-activating enzyme 5. Gene Ontology annotation, cellular component: cytoplasm; cytosol. The transcript has 14 exons. Gene Ontology annotation, molecular function: UFM1 activating enzyme activity. Bases 828 to 2102 code for a protein of 424 amino acids. Gene Ontology annotation, biological process: protein ufmylation. The record is from RefSeq and is a predicted model, not a curated record. NCBI's taxonomy places the organism in Eukaryota, Viridiplantae, Streptophyta, Magnoliopsida, Caryophyllales, Amaranthaceae.